Messenger RNA from Rubroshorea leprosula, 1173 nucleotides. The record is from the annotation of a GenBank genome assembly. Lineage: Eukaryota; Viridiplantae; Streptophyta; Magnoliopsida; Malvales; Dipterocarpaceae.
CGGUAGAAGAGUUCUUUUCAAUGGGAUUAUCGGAGUAAAUUAAUGCAAAGAAGUUGAAAAGUCGAAGUCUUUAAGUCAACCAAAUGCAUUGUCUAGCAGUUUCUUUGAAUUAUCUUCACAGCCUUGCUUUUCGUUCAGGCACUUACAUCCUAUAUCAGUUCUUAUUUUCCCUCCAGCGUCCAGACCAACCACUUCUUGAAAUUCACCCAUCAAUCCCUCCAGCUCCUCAUCCCCAUCCGUUCAAGAAUAUGAACUACUUCCUCCUUUUUGUUAUGAUACCCUUGGUUUUAUCUGAGACUCCCUUGUCAUCAAGCAACCCCGAAUGGUACAGAAUCUGCGGUAAUCAGUUCAAGUGUGGCAAUGUUGCUGCAGGCUUUCCAUUCUGGGGAGGAGAUCGAAAUUUGUCUAAUUGUGGCCAUCCAAAACUUCAACUCAAGUGUGAGAAAAAGGCCACUGCUAUUUUAGAUAUUGUCGGUGUUCGAUAUCGGGUUCUUGAAAUUAAACAGGAAACCAAAAGACUGAAGAUUGCAAGGGAUGACUAUGAGGAUGAAAUUUGUCCCCAGAAUAUCCAGAACACCAACCUUGAUGUCACUCCCUUUGUUAGGGCUCCGGGUUAUGUAACUAUUACAUUACUCUAUGGCUGUCCCUCGACAUUCAAUCCCUCGAAUUUCAAUCUAAAAUUUCCAAUUCAUGAACCUCUAAACUUCGACUGUCCAAAUUCACUUUACGGAGACGAUUCUACCAUGAAUAUCAUCCUACCAGGAGAUACUGGUCGGAUGGAUUGUUCUCGCAGUGCCACCGUCCUGGUUCCUGACGAUUCCUCUUUCUCCAUAGAAAAGAUCAAACAAGCCCUAAAAGAUGGAUUUGAAGUAGAAUGGAAGGUGGAUGAUGAAGGGAACUGUCAGAAGUGCAAUGCCUCCAAGGGAAAGUGUGGCAUUAACCCUUUGAAUGAAACGGAAACGGUUUGCUACUGUCAGGAGCUAAGUAGUUCAUUGAAAGAAUGUCUUCCCCUGCAUCACGACGGUAAGUAGUUAUUUUUAUAGAAUAAGAGAUUGAACGGAAGAGUUACUGUUACUGGUUUUUUCACUGAUUUUUUUUUUAUUCCCCGCAUUAGAUUUAUUGAUCAUAGAUAAAGUCAUCUGAUUAGGUAGCAAAUAAUGAUUCAAAAGCUUC